Messenger RNA from Hippocampus comes (tiger tail seahorse), 3190 nucleotides. Its product is annotated as rac GTPase-activating protein 1-like. Gene Ontology annotation, biological process: mitotic cytokinesis; mitotic spindle midzone assembly; Rho protein signal transduction. NCBI's taxonomy places the organism in Eukaryota, Metazoa, Chordata, Actinopteri, Syngnathiformes, Syngnathidae. The coding region runs from base 225 to 2111 and encodes 628 amino acids. The record is from RefSeq and is a predicted model, not a curated record. Gene Ontology annotation, cellular component: spindle midzone; midbody; cleavage furrow. Gene Ontology annotation, molecular function: GTPase activator activity. The transcript has 17 exons.
ACUUAUGAACCUGACGUGGCAGUAGAGUGUAAAAGUUCGAAUUUAUAAAACGAAGUAGAAGAAAAUAAACGGCGCUGGUUUUGAACUUUGUUGAAGAAUGUGUGAAGGUGUGGUUCCGCAGCACCGGAGUUGGAAUUAAUCAAUUUUGUGUUAACGUUCCCUGGGUCGUUACAUGUCACUCACAUCACUACAAGGAAUACGUUGCAGAGCCGCAGAACGGCACUAUGGAGUCGACCGUGGUGAAUCUGUACAAUCAGUUCCUGAGUUUACGGACCCUGGUGGACGGUCUGAAUGAGAGCGUUGAACCACAGUUUCUUCAGAUGGCCAUAAACUUUGAGGACUGCAGAAAGAAGUGGCUUCAGUCAGGUGAGGAGCUGCUAUCCUGCAAAGAGAUGCUGGCUAAAGCUGAAACAGAGAGGGGAGCUUUGGAGGUCAAACUGAAGCAUGCACGCAAUCAAGUGGACGUGGAGAUCCGUCGGCGGCAGAAGGCUGAAGCCGUCCAUGAGAAGCUGGAGCGUCAGCUACAGCUGAUCCGGGACAUGCUGAUAACAGAGAAUAGUAGUAGCAUGCACCUAAGUGAGGAGCAGCGCUCUGCCCUGGCCUUUCUCAGUGCACACUCUCAGGCUGCUAAGUCCAACCUUAACUCCAGCAGAAGGUUGAUGGCCAUUGAUGAAUCAACCUCCAUAAUGUCAGACAUAAGCUUUGAUCAAACAGAUGACUCCAUGGCCUGUGAUUCUUCUGUCAUGAAGACUGUGAGACUGCGGAAACGUCCGAAGCGACGCUCUUCUCGAAAACUUGAGGUUCCUCCGCAAGCAAUGAAGAAACCUCGCUCCACGGGCCGCGCAUCUAAUCGAAUAAAUGACUCCAUAGUUGCCAAAACCACCAUCACUGUGCCAGGAAAUGGCUGUGCUGUGGAGGCUGUCUCCACUAUCGAGGCUGUCCCCUAUGGGACACGCAGUAGGAAGAAGAGUGUUGCUCCAGCCUGGGCUGAAUCAACCUCUAUUGAGCUGUCCGAAACCAACAGUGAAGCACCCAGCACACCACUCUCGGAUUUUCCCCCUCACCUCCAAACUCCCAGACUCAAGAGAGGAGGAGAAAAGCAGCAUAUCUUUGUCCCCAAAACAGUGAUCAAAUCUGAGUUCUGUGCACCAUGUGGAAGAAGAACAAAGUUUGGCAAGAUGUACCUUCGCUGUCAGGACUGCAGGAUUGUGACUCAUCCCGAGUGCCGUGACUGCUGCCCCCUGCCCUGCAACCCCGUGUCCAUCAGUACUCCCAUCAGGACUGCAGAGAGCACCCUGGCUGACUUUGCGCCAACAACUUCUCCAAAGAUCCCAGCUUUAGUUAUCUACUGUAUCAAGGAGAUUGAACACAGAGGCCUGCAUGAGGUUGGCCUGUACAGAAUUUCUGGCCAGGAGCGUCAGGUGAAAGCACUGAAGGAGAAGCUGAUUAGAGGAAAGACACUGCCACCGCUAAACAAAGUCGAGGACAUCAACGUCAUCACUGGUGUUCUUAAAGACUUUCUCAGGAACCUUCCUGAGCCAAUUCUCACCUUCCGCCUCAACAAAAACUUUAUGGAGGCAGCUGAAAUCCAGGAUGAGGGGAACAGUCUUGCAUUGUUGUACCAAACCAUCAGCGAGCUGCCUCAACCCAACCGAGACACUCUAGCCUGCGUCAUGAUCCAUCUGCAGAAAGUGUCAAAGAGCGUGGAUACAAAGAUGGAUGUGACAAACCUGGCCAGGGUGUUCGGCCCUACUCUUGUCGGCCACGCUGUUCCAAAUCCAGACACUAUGACUGUCCUGAGUGACACAAGCAGACAACCACGGGUAAUUGAGCGCUUGUUUAGUAUCCCGGCAAGCUACUGGAGUCAGUAUGCCUAUCCGGAUAAUAUAGACGUGGAGAGUGCUCACUUCACUGGGACUCCUAGUCACAAUGUCAGCAUACUUGGACCACUGACCACUCCUGAGCAUCAGUUGAUGGCAAAGACGCCCUCCUCCAGCUCGCUAUCGAAGCGGAUGAUGCAGACCUUCUCCAGCACCACCAUAUUUGCAGGCAAGAACAAAACAGCUGCUAGCCCCCGGGUCAACUUCUUCGAGUCUCCACAUCUGAAGUAACGGCCCACUGGAGUUUACAAAAAGCAGAUAAUGGCUUCUGUAUUACUUGCUGCAAUAACAAGCUCCAUUUCCACAAGAAUGUGAGUAACACUAAGGUGCAGGUUUAUCUUAAGAAUGCAUUAUAUCCACAUCUCAUUUGCUUUCUAAUCAAGUGAAGUAGCUUACACAUGAAGAAUUUUUAUAUCUUUGAUUUAUAAGUAAGUCCUCACUUAUGAAGGACCAAAAGCUGUACUAAUGAGGUUACGAGGCUUUAAUGACCAAGCAACUCCAGCUAACCUGUUUGAAGGACCUUUUCUUUUGUGUGUUCAAUCAUCCAUUGUGGUUGUAACGGCAUCCUCGGGGGAUGGAGCAGCAUAUGAAACUGGGCCAAAGGGAGGAAAAAAAAUGAAUGAUUACUUGUGUUUGAGAAUCUUGUGGCAUUGAGCUGACGCCUACUUUAAAGCUUGCUUUAAACACUGUAUUUCAUGUUUAUGUUGUGUGGUAAGGCCGAUUCACAAUCAGACUACUGUAUAUGGCCAAAUAACACUACUAACACUGAUGCUAAAUGGGAAUUAUGCAGUAUUUUGCACUGUAUCUAUGCAACAAACAGAAUGGAUGUACGCACCACUAGAGGCUGCUGUUGUAUUACUAUUAUGCUUACAUUAUGCUCGUGCAAUUGUAACUAACUUCUGUGAUUGCCCUUGAACUGAUAAGAGCACACCAGGUAUCACUGGAUAUCUGCUGUUCAUACCGAAAGAACUCCAACCAAGCUUUGUGUGCCAACAACUUAACUACUGCAUUCAUAUAUGCAUUUUAAACUUAAUACAUUUAAAUGCCAGUUAUGCCUUUUUUAUGUUGUAGUCUAAAAAAAAAAAUCCCAACAAAAAAACAACGGCAACAAAACUUUUGAUUCAAACGAGUUGUCGUUCUUUUGAAUGAAGUGUUGGGAAAGCACGUGAGAGAAAUGGUGAUCCAACAGGUUUUGCUUUUUUUUUGUCAAAAAUCUCUUCUGUACCCACUUCUGCAAACCCAAACUGGAAUCCAGUGGAACAGAGCCCACGGUUGAUGUCGAAACAAAGCAUUAAAUGUCAUUUCCUCUC